CAGCAUCUCAUUCUCUAUCACGCACACACAGUGUACGCACGCGCACAGACCGUGAGUGCAGUUUUGAGAGGAUGCUCCCGCAGCCCACUUCCCAACUUUGACGUCCAUGUCGUGCGUGUUGCGAUCGGAGCAGGGAUUGUUCUUGCUUGUUCGAUUGUAAAGUAAAACUCUUGGCAGGAUGUUUUACUUCCACUGUCCUCCGCAAAUCGACGCCGAGUGCUGCCGCUCCAAUACACUGAAUUCGAGCACUUUUGCAAACCACGCCCCAGCUGACUUUGACGAUGGCUUCCUUCGUAGGAAACAGCGGAGGAACAGGACCACGUUCACUUUGCAACAGCUGGAAGCCUUGGAGGCGGUCUUUGCCCAGACUCACUACCCAGACGUGUUCACGCGCGAGGAGCUGGCCAUGAAGAUCAACCUGACCGAGGCCAGGGUGCAGGUUUGGUUUCAAAACCGGCGGGCCAAGUGGAGGAAGACGGAACGAGGCAGCACGGACUCAGAAGGAGGCAAAGAGCAGCUGAGCGAGGCCGCUCCUCCGGCUCGCGGCAUCAACUCUCAGUCGCCGGUGGAGCCCAGCAGGAAGCACAAAGAACCGCUGGACAUGCAACAGAGUAUGAACAGGCCGGUGGGUCCCGGUGGUCCCUUCUUUCCAUCGUGUCUACCAGGGACCCUCCUCAACUCCGCCACUUAUGCUCAGGCGCUCUCUCAGGUCGCCACUUUGAAAGGUAACGCUUUGUGUUCCUGCUGCGUUUCGGACCCCAUGGGCUUGUCCUUCCUGCCUCCCUACGGUUGCCAGGGCAACCGGACAGCCAGCGUGGCCGCCCUCCGCAUGAAGGCCCGCGAGCACUCCGAGGCCGUGCUGCAGUCGGCCAACCUGCUCGGCAGCACCGCCGCCGCCGCCUCGGCGUCCGGGGCGGGCAUGGUGAGGCACCCCGCGGGCGCUCCGGCGCAGGCGGAAGCAGGCGGGACGAGAGGCGGGGACGCCUCCAGCCCCAACCUGACCUCGAAGGUGAUGGGGAGCGCCCCGGAGAAGCACCCUCAUUGCUCCAACAAGGACGGCGUGGAGAAGAAGUGAGUGUGUGGACAACACCCGAGUGACAGCUGAGGGCUCGUCGAAGCGCAGCAAUGGAGCGUGCACGAGAUCUAACUAUUUAUUGGACUCUUUUGAAGAAUAGAUAUUACUGUUUGUGACAAACAUACUGGGGAACUUGUUGACCUCACAAAUGCACACACAUUGGGAUCCGUUUCGCUGCACUCUUUGAUGGACCAAUGCAGUUAAGUCCGAGAUGAUUCAAACGCUGGACACAUUUUGAGGUAAAAUGUUGAAAAUGGGCUUGUAAAUGACAUCUGAUUGUUACAAUGAUGAUUAUUAUUCAUACCCUUUCUCUUGUUGCAUGCGCAUUCAAUGUUCGAAAUGUAGAGUGGAAUAGAAUAUUCUUAGUUUCACCAAAAUCGAUAUGAAUCGUUUUUAGAAAAACAAAAACUACUACCGGUAUUUUUCAUUGACAUUUCAAGCACAAUUAGCCGCACCAUUUCAUGUUUCCGGAUUAAUUUCUGGAAUAAUCUACAGAAAGGAUUUUCAAUUAAUGGUUUGGGAAACAAAACGGUUUUGCGGACAGCCGUCAGACGACCUAAAAUAUUAUUUGAGUUACUUUGCGACUAUAAUCUUCAUUUCGUUUUUUGGAUUGACUAAUUUAAUUCUUUAUCAGUAUUUAUUUGUACGUGGACUUUCAAGCUACAUUUGCUGGGUUUUACUCUGGCGGGAAGCCUUGAGCGAGAACAUUAUUAACACCUAAACACUCCUUAUGCAGGUAUUGACAAAGUGCAUUCUGGUAGAAUUAGGGGGGGGGGAAUCAUCUUACAGCCUUUUACCACUUUAUGGUGUCUUUCCCAGCUAAAAUAUAAAUAGCCAAUAUCUAAUUGAUUGAAUAAAAAUGUAUACGUGUAUGAAUCAUUUGGGGGUUAACUGUACAGUACAUAUAAAAAGUCUACACACCCCUGUUCGAUUCAAAUGGCAUUAGUUUUUUCAAAGAAAAAAAGACCAGGAUACAUCUUUAAAGAAUUAUUUCCACCAUUAAUGUGCAUGGCCGGCCAGUACAACUUAUUUUUUUCAAGAGCAGUAAAAAUAAAGGACUUGGAGAAUGCGGUUGCACAACUGGGAAUGUGGUUGUGUUUAGACAUUAAAGGAGUCAUGCAAGUCAAGUCAAUAAGGGAGUCAAAACACACCUGCCACCAUUUUGGUUGCCUCUGAUGAACCCACAUGAAGUUCUAAUGUGAAGUUUGCGGAAAAUGUUUAAGCUUUCUAGUGGAAGGUUUUGUGCAAAUACGAAUUGUUAUUUGGAACUGCUCAUAAUUCACUUCACUAAAGGUUGACUAAAGGUCCUAGGUCCAGCUGAAGAAAAAGUGAGCCGUCUCUCAUUUGAGUUUGAAUUGAAUUCUGAACACAACCACAGUGAUAGUUAAGAGGGAGUGUACACAACAACCGAGUCGUUCAUAUGACUUUGCGCUCAAAGAUUUAUUUUUAAAAAUUAAGCAGAGGUUAUAUUUCAAGUUGUAUCAAUGGUGAAAAAACAUUUUGAAAUCAUUUAUCUCGUCUGCUUUUUUUAAUGUCACAAAAAUAUGGCAUUCAAACAGGGGUGUGUAGACUUUUUAUAUUCACCCUAUUUGUUACUUCCAGGAAUAGCCAAUGGAUAAUGUGAAUUUGCCACUUCAGUGGGCUCAUGCUUACUUAUUGUAAAUGUUGAUGCAUGUAAAGAGUAACUUCACGGCAGCGUUUUUGCUGCCUUUUUGUGUGUGCGUGCGUGAGUGUGUGUGUGUGUGUGUGUGUGUGUGUGCAGGUGUGUGUGUGUAUUUCCGGAAAUCAAUCAUCGUUGAUCUUGAAGUGAACGUGCACUUUAAUCGAAAACAGUAAUAUCCAAUCAGCCGUCAUCAGCGGAACUCUGUCCACGUGCCAGUCGAGGGGAAGUGAAAAGCAGCCCGGGUGUCUCUCUCUUUUGUUAGCGCGAUGACCGACAGACAGCCAACACAGCUCGGCUGCUGUUGUGACAUGUUCGUGAAAACAAUUGAACAUGUAGGCGCUCAUGUUGCUCUCACUGCAGCCAUCUGUUCUUAUCCAUUAUUUAGCAGCUCAGCUUGAAAGCCCGCAGAGCAUCGCACCCGAUGGUUAUCAUUCAUUUACUUGGAGGAAUCUUCUUCUUGCCUCUUAAUAAAGCCCAUUAAAUGUGA
Molecule: messenger RNA, 3225 nt
Organism: Hippocampus zosterae (dwarf seahorse)
Lineage: Eukaryota; Metazoa; Chordata; Actinopteri; Syngnathiformes; Syngnathidae
Gene: drgx
Product: dorsal root ganglia homeobox
Exons: 6
Coding region: 179-1075 (298 amino acids)
Biological process (GO): regulation of transcription by RNA polymerase II
Molecular function (GO): RNA polymerase II transcription regulatory region sequence-specific DNA binding; DNA-binding transcription factor activity, RNA polymerase II-specific
Source: RefSeq, a predicted model, not a curated record